AUGGUGUUGUACCCGGUGAUCCGGAAGCUGCUGGAUAAGCGCGUGGUGUUGGCCAGCGCCUCCCCGCGGCGCCAGGAGAUCCUGAGCAACGCGGGGCUCAGGUUCGAGGUGGUUCCUUCCAGGUUCAAAGAGCAGCUCAGUAAAGCCUCGUUCCCCACCCCUUACGCAUACGCCAUGGAAACGGCCAAGCAGAAGGCUCUGGAGGUGGCCAGGAGGAUGCACCAGAAAGACCUGCGGGCCCCUGACGUCCUCAUCGGAGCCGACACCAUCGUGGCGCUGGAGGGGCUGAUCCUGGAGAAGCCCGUGGACAAGGCAGACGCCUACAGCAUGCUGUCCCGGCUGAACGGGAAGGAGCACAGUGUGUUCACGGGGGUAGCCAUCAUCCACUGCUCCAACCAAGGCGGCGGGCUGCACACGGACAUCUCGGAGUUCUACCAGGAGACACGCGUGAGGUUCUCGCAGCUGUCAGAGGAGAUGCUGUGGGACUACAUCCACAGCGGGGAGCCCAUGGACAAAGCUGGAGGCUACGGCAUCCAGGCCCUGGGCGGCAUGCUGGUGGAAUCCAUCCACGGGGACUUCCUCAACGUUGUGGGCUUCCCCCUGAACCGCUUCUGCCAGGAGCUGGCUGACCUGUACUGUCUGCCACGCCCCGAGGGCCUGCACCGGGUCAAACACGACUCCAUCCCCGCCGUGGACACCUUUGAGGACCUCAGUGACCAGGAGGGCGGAGGCCCCAGCCAGGGAGGGGCUCAGGGGGGCCGCGCCCAUCCCCAGGCUCAGGGCAGGAAGGACAGGGAGGACGCAGACCAGGAACCCACCGUGGAGAGCGUGCCUCCAACUGCGAUUCUGGAACUGAUAGAUGGCUACAAAGUAUCCAAGGUCCUGGUCACAGCUUGCAACAUGAAGGUGUUCGACUUACUGAGAGAUGAAGGCCCCCUGCGUGCGGAGGACAUUGCCAGGAAAACCGGUGCCUCAGAGAUAGGAACUGGACAGCUGCUGGACGUCUGUGUAGCCCUGGGACUGCUGGACAAGACGGAGAGAGGUUACAGCAACACGCAGCUGGCCAGCCUGUACCUGCUGUCCGACGGCGAGUACUCCCUCCACAGCUUCGUCCUGUUCCAAAGGGACCUCAUCUGGCCCUUCUACUCCCACCUGGACUUCGCUGUCCAGGAGGGUGCUGUCCAGUUUCAGAGGGUUCUGGGAACAGCCGGGGAAGAAUCCUACGAGGGAUUGUUCUACCAGACCCAGGAGAGGAAGCUGCAGUUCAUGGCGGCCAUGCACGGCUACACGAAGGUGGCGGUUCGCCAGGUGGCCACGGCCUUCGACCUGUCUCGGUUCACCUCCGCCUGCGACCUGGGAGGCUGCACAGGCGCCCUGGCCUACGAGCUGGCCAGACAGUACCCGGGGCUGAAGGUGACCGUGUUGGACCUGCCAGAGGUCAUUGAGGACGCCGCGCAUUUCCGACCGGACGGACCGCAGACGGGGCAGGUCAGCUUCAUGCCAGGGGACUUCUUCCGAGACCCUCUCCCGGAGGCCGACCUCUACAUCCUCUCCAAAGUUCUGCACAACUGGCCGGACGAGAAGGUGCACCAGCUGCUCAGCCGGAUCUCCCGCAGCUGCAAACCAGGGGGCGGCCUGCUGGUGGUGGAGCUGCUGCUGGACGAGAAGUGCCAGUCUCUGAUCCCCGUGCUGCAGUCGCUGACCAUGAUGGUGCUGUUCCUGAGCAGGGAGCGCACCCUGAGCGAGUACCGCAGCCUGCUGCAGGCUCACGGCUUCACCGACGUGCGGGCUGCGUACCUCGGGAGCACUGUGGACGCCAUCCUGGCCACCAGAGCCUGACAGCCACCUGCAUACAGGUCACAGGGUCACUCCCUCGGGAGACAGCAGCCCACAGUCCCCAAGUGUGUCCCGUCAGGUGGAAAGUCGACUGCAAGGGGCGGCGUCACACCCCAGGUGAAAGAAGGUGCUCAGCCCUGGCUCUAGGAGCGGGGUGGUGGGGCUGCGCGGGACAGGGCAGUGCUCACUGGGUCCCUCCACGCGUCAGCGGAGGCAGUCACCAGGGCACAGGCCGUGUCAUUCCCAUGUGUACGUUCCAGCUCCGCCACAGCCCCCAUCAGCACAGUGUUAGAUGCACAACUUGUGGACAUGUGGUUUCUGCCUGAGAUGGAUUUUAUACACAAUCCGGAUGUCGAUUUACAAGACACACACACCUGCACGAUUUACACAGUGCAGAUAAUCACAGCCACCCACCCGUGCACAGUCCCGGGUGGACACCUUGGUCCUGCACUCUCCCCUGUGCCCUGAGCCCAGGACCCACCCACGGGAGACCCCCGGCUGCCAGGGUGACAGCCAGGUGACCCUUGUGGGAACUGAGGAAGGGUCCCGGUCCCCUGACACCAAGUGCUGUCCCCUUAUUGCUGCUGGAAAUGUUCCUAGAAACAAUGAACACAGUGAGAAGAC
Messenger RNA from Artibeus jamaicensis (Jamaican fruit-eating bat), 2460 nucleotides. It is a transcript of the gene ASMTL, whose product is annotated as acetylserotonin O-methyltransferase like. The transcript has 13 exons. The coding region runs from base 1 to 1839 and encodes 612 amino acids. NCBI's taxonomy places the organism in Eukaryota, Metazoa, Chordata, Mammalia, Chiroptera, Phyllostomidae. The record is from RefSeq and is a predicted model, not a curated record. Gene Ontology annotation, molecular function: O-methyltransferase activity; nucleoside triphosphate diphosphatase activity.